Molecule: messenger RNA, 741 nt
Organism: Trichoderma asperellum CBS 433.97
Lineage: Eukaryota; Fungi; Ascomycota; Sordariomycetes; Hypocreales; Hypocreaceae
Source: RefSeq, a predicted model, not a curated record
AUGGGCUCCGAACAAAUAACCUUGUUCGAUCUAGCCAGUCAAGCACCGCAUACUUCAUGGUCUUUGAACCCAUGGAAGACGCGCAUGCUCUUCAAUUACAAGGGCCUUGACUAUAAGACAGAAUGGGUUGACUAUCCAGAGAUUGCGUCGAGAUUCAGUCCACAUAUCCCGCCUAAUGAUGGAGAAGGCCAGAAGGCAUACACAAUCCCCAUAAUUCAGUUCCCUGAUGGAACAUACCUCAUGGAGUCAGGGAAAAUUGCAACGGCCAUUGAGAACAAGUAUCCAUCUCCGACUGUUCACCUUGAUUUACCCAUCGUUCAGAGGGUAGACAGUCUCGUCGACAAGUGCAUGCCCGCCAUGCACCCCAAUCUCCUGUACAAGUUUUCCCAAGUCGUCCUCAGCGAAAAAAGCUACGACUACUGGGUUGGCGCAUACACCAAAAAGUUUGGAAUGCCUCUCGACGAAUACGAGCGACAGCUGGGCGGCGAGAAAUCCUGGGCCGAGGCCCUGCCGGCCAUUAUUGAACUGACCAGUCUUCUGAAGGAGAGGCAAGCUGAGGGACCCUUUUUCUUAGGCAAGGAUAUCAGCUACGCUGAUUUCAUAUGGGCAGGAGCAUUGAUGUUUGUAAAGCGAAUAGAUGAGAAUGUGUUUCAAGAGCUGUUGGACAGGACGGGGGCUAGAGAUGUGCAUGAGAGGUUUUUUGAGGCGUGCGCGCCUUGGAUGAAGAGAGACAGCUACUGA